Lathyrus sativus (Indian pea) is the source of this 519-nucleotide messenger RNA. Lineage: Eukaryota; Viridiplantae; Streptophyta; Magnoliopsida; Fabales; Fabaceae. The record is from the annotation of a GenBank genome assembly.
AUGCUUGAAGAGCGGCCGAUUUCGUUGAGACAAAGUCCUUCGAGAAGGAAGUUGUUGAGGCCUGGGGUUGAUACUGAUGACCGGGGUUGGACCUCACUUCAUGUUUAUGCGCGGAAAGGUGAUAUCAAACUGGUAAAAAAGCUUCUCAACCAAGGAAUGGAUGUUAAUGUGACUGCAUGGGGCCCUAAAUCUAAAGGCGUGACCCCUCUCCACCUUGCUGCCGAAGGUGGUCACCUCGGAGUGAUGGAUGAACUGCUUGAGCGUGGUGCCAAUAUUGAUGCCAGAACUAAGGGUGCUUGUGGCUGGACACCGCUCCACAUUGCAGCAAAAGAGAGGAAUAGGGAUGCUGUGAAAUUCUUGGUAGAGAAUGGAGCAUUCUUGCCUCCAGAUAUGAACGAUAGCAGAUUUAAUCCUCCCCUUCAUUACUGCCCCGGACUUGAAUGGGCCUAUGAGGAAAUGAAGCGACUCCAACAGGAAGAAUAUUCUCAGGGGGAGACAUCUUGCAGCUCUGAAGGUUAA